AUUGGUUUAUUACUUGCAAAAACCUUGUUAGUAUUUUUCAAAUAUAAUAAAACUUAUCAUCUUAUUAUCAUCUUUUAUUAUUUUUGGAUUGUAUACUUCUUUAUCUUUGGAUUAUUAUUUAAAUCAUAAUACAAGCAUGCCUAAUGUUUACAUGUUGUUUAAUGCUGCGCAUUAUGAAGCUUUUUUGAGAUAUCUUCAAUCUACCCAGCCUACCACAGCAACAUCUUCAUCUGCAAUUAGUGCUCUAGUUCCAUCCUCAAUUGCAUUGAGUGUUCCAUCUACAUCUGCAAUAAUUGUCCCACAACCUCCACAACAACUAACACAACCUUCUGCUGAGCUUACCUACGGUGCCUAUAGAAGAUAUAGGGACCAGCACCCUGGACCGAUGAGCAAUCGAUCAUUUUUGCGGUGGGUCCGGUUAGGAGGGAAUGAUGGUGAGUCAUUCAGCUGGGCCUAUCAUCCUCCUAACAGGGGUGCUGGAAGCUCCAGCAGAAGAGGAAAUCGUGGAGGAGGUCGUGGGCGAAGACGGAAUGGUGGCGGCCUUGUUGUGAAUGGUGGCAUCUUCUAUUACUAGGCGCCACCACUCCUUUAUUUUUUUUUAAAUAAAUAUAUAACAUUA
This is a messenger RNA of Hydra vulgaris (swiftwater hydra), 619 nucleotides long. RefSeq lists its product as uncharacterized. The record is from RefSeq and is a predicted model, not a curated record. Lineage: Eukaryota; Metazoa; Cnidaria; Hydrozoa; Anthoathecata; Hydridae.